Molecule: messenger RNA, 682 nt
Organism: Didymodactylos carnosus
Lineage: Eukaryota; Metazoa; Rotifera; Eurotatoria; Philodinida; Philodinidae
Source: the annotation of a GenBank genome assembly
GUUUGAAUUUGUUCGACAACUAAAAUAUGAAGAUCCAAAUCUUCACAUUGAAUUUUCUCUUACCGGCGAAGUAGAAAAUCAGUCAUGUCAAUCAGCUGUAAUUUUAGCAUUUGAAUGUAAUCGAAAUUAUGUUUUGGUAUUUGCUAAACUUGACAAAUUUCUCGAGCACAUCAACAACUGUACGUCAUUGGAAGAUAUUCAAGCAAAAGUGGAAUCAUCUGUUACUUUUGCCUAUGCUGUCAGUUGUGGACAAGAUGUCAAAUGGCAUCGAAAUCUAUCAUUUGUUUAUGUAGCUGCUUUUCAAGAUUCAGUAAUCAACCAAAUUGAAGCACGUCUUUUGGGUGCAGGUUUAAAAGAUAUCAAUUUUAUAUCAAAAAAAAUGAAACAGGUCAAUUUUGACGAACCGCGACAAUGUCAUACGAAUGAUGCUAUUAUUUGUUUCAAGUUUGAUCGUCAUCUCGGCUCUUUCCACAGAGUUCUGCCAUUGCGGUUGGAGCUACUUGAUCAAUGGAUUUUUAAUGAAGACACCUCGACAUUUACUGGACCCAUUGUUACUUUAUGCCCGAAUAUAUCAACAUAUACAAUAGAUCGUUAUUCACGUCUUACAGUACGAACAGAUGUCGGUUCUGUGUAUAAUUUACUUUGUGAUUCUAUUUCAAUACUUUUUCAAUGGCGUGAUUAA